CACGUGUCAGGGGGUGGAGCGGAGAGGCGCUGUGCUUAACUAGCGCCCCCAUCCACCAUGUUUUCUGACCAAUUCUAGUUUGGUUUCUCUUCGAGACCAGAUGGAAAUGGCCGGAGAGCUCCAAGGAACCUAGGGGCCCUGGCCUCGGCUGAGCCUGGGCUAACGCGCAAGCGCGGUGGGAAUAGCCUAGCAGGUCUUCGUGGAGAGAGGCGAUGGCGUCUAGCAGUAACUGGCUGUCCGGAGUGAAUGUUGUGCUUGUGAUGGCAUACGGGAGCCUGGUAUUUGUGCUGCUGUUUAUUUUUGUGAAGAGACAAAUCAUGCGUUUUGCAAUGAAAUCUAGAAGAGGACCUCAUGUCCCUGUGGGACACAAUGCUCCCAAGGACUUAAAAGAGGAGAUCGAUAUUCGACUCUCCAGGGUUCAGGAUAUCAAGUAUGAACCCCAGCUUCUUGCAGAUGAUGAUACUAGACUACUGCAGCUGGAAACCCAGGGGACUCAAACAGGUUGCUACAACUAUCUGUACAGGAUGAAAGCUCUAGAUGCCAUCCGUGCCUCUGAGAUCCCAUUUCAUGCUGAAGGCCGGCAUCCCUGUUCUCUAAUGGGUAAGAAUUUCCGCUCCUACUUGCUAGAUCUGCGAAGCACUAGCACUCCAUUCAAGGGUGUACGUAAGGCCCUUAUUGAUACCCUCCUGGAUGGAUAUGAGACAGCCCGCUAUGGGACAGGGGUUUUUGGCCAGAGUGAAUAUUUGCGGUAUCAGGAGGCCUUAAGUGAGCUGGCCACUGUGGUCAAAGCACGAAUUGGGAGCUCUCAGAGACAACACCAAUCAGCAGCCAAAGACCUAACUCAGUCAUCUGAAAUGUCGCCAACAACCAUCCAGGUCACAUACCUCCCCUCCAGUCAGAAGAGUAAACGUCCUAAGCACUUCCUGGAACUGAAGAGUUUUAAGGACAACUAUAACACCCUGGAGAGUACUCUGUGAUGGAGCUGCAGAUGCCACCUGUGCGGCUUCAGGAUCUGGUCAGCAGGCCCAGACUUCCCAGAGUUCUUACAGAGCUGGGUCUGAAGGACAUUCCCCAGCCCUUUCUUAAGAGGCAUUUUAAGUAUUGGCCAAGACCUCAUUAUCUCCCAGUAGCACUUUUUCUGGAUUUGAAUUCAAAUGUCAUUAAUGUUUCUGUCAAAGCUUCCUUGAAUAUCUUCUCUUGUUUUGGGCUGUAAUUCACUUAACCUUGUUCAAUGCUGUUUAGUCCCAAAGGUGUUAACUGAGGUGAGAUGUCUGCUAUGUCUACACUGUUGCACUCAGUUGAAUAGAAAUAUUUGGGUUUAGAGCAUCUCAGAUUGAUUGGUGGAAAAGUCUGGCAGAGCCUCAUGAGGAAAAGGGAGUGAGGAAGUGGGUGGAAUGUCCUCUGGGAAUUUGGUGCUCCCUUUAAACCAGGUGUAUGAACAUGACUUUCCUGAAGUGGAAAGAUUUGUCCCACUUUCACCCAAUACUGUUAUGACAAGUAAAAAGAAUGUUCUGGCACUUGGCAUCAUCUAUGCCAAGAUGAUGAGACAACGUGAAGUGAUUUCUUCUAAUGUCAGUGUAUUAGUCUCAGUUUACAAAUUAUUAUUUAAUAAAAUUAACUACUGAAAA
This is a messenger RNA of Peromyscus eremicus (cactus mouse), 1628 nucleotides long. It is a transcript of the gene Ltap1, whose product is annotated as chromosome 6 C1orf43 homolog. The record is from RefSeq and is a predicted model, not a curated record. Bases 213 to 977 code for a protein of 254 amino acids. The transcript is spliced from 7 exons. Lineage: Eukaryota; Metazoa; Chordata; Mammalia; Rodentia; Cricetidae. Gene Ontology annotation, biological process: phagocytosis.